AUGCUCACGCGAGCGCUGACGCCAAACAAGGCCAAGCUCGAUGGUGUUGGAGUCAUCAAGCCCCAUGUGUGGAAGACCCGCGUCGGUCUGCUGGACAUGGACCUGAAUGUGCACUUGAACAACGCGUCAUACCUCUACAACAUGGAACUCGCGCGGUGGCACUUGUCUGGGCUGAAUGGAAUGCUCCAUCAUUGCUUUUCGAAGCGGUGGAUGCUCCUCGUCGGGUCGCAGAGUAUUCGAUAUCGCCAUUCGAUUGCACCGUUCCAGGCGUACGAAAUCCACUCGGACAUUGUGCAUUGGGACGACCAGUGGUUUUACUUUAUACAUCGGUUUGUGUGCCCGACAACGGGAAAGCUCUUUGCCGAAGGGCUCACUCGAGGCAUGGUCAAGGACUCGAACCGGCAAACCAUCAAGUUCAUAGACGUGACGAAACAAUUGGGACUCGGCACACCAGCCUCCAAGCCCAUGCCUGACGUCGUAAAGACAUUUUUGGAAUGGGACGCCGCCACCAAGGCCAGCACGGCAGCGUGGAAUCCCGCUGACCACAUCGAUGAUAAACGCCCCAAGUUUCUUCAAGGCGUCAACUUCAUCAAGUAG
Molecule: messenger RNA, 597 nt
Organism: Aphanomyces invadans
Lineage: Eukaryota; Oomycota; Saprolegniomycetes; Saprolegniales; Verrucalvaceae
Exons: 3
Coding region: 1-597 (198 amino acids)
Source: RefSeq, a predicted model, not a curated record